Ogataea angusta is the source of this 702-nucleotide messenger RNA. RefSeq lists its product as uncharacterized. Lineage: Eukaryota; Fungi; Ascomycota; Pichiomycetes; Pichiales; Pichiaceae. The record is from RefSeq and is a predicted model, not a curated record. The coding region runs from base 1 to 702 and encodes 233 amino acids. Gene Ontology annotation, cellular component: cytoplasm. Gene Ontology annotation, biological process: glutathione catabolic process. The transcript has a single exon. Gene Ontology annotation, molecular function: gamma-glutamylcyclotransferase activity; glutathione specific gamma-glutamylcyclotransferase activity.
AUGACUAGAGACUCGCCUCUUUGGGUCGUCGGCUACGGCUCGCUGCUGUGGAAGCCGCCGCUCCACGAACUGGACAUCUCGCGCGAGUUCGUCAGGUUCCCCGGCUACAUCCAGGGCUACGCCAGACGCUUCUGGCAGAGCAGUUACGACAACAGGGGCACCCCCGAGCAGAAGGGCCGUGUGGUGACGAUUAUUCCGAGCGACAAGAUCGUCGACACGCCGGCGUUCAAGCCCGAUAUACUCAAAUACGAGCUGGCAGGCAACACAGAGGCACACGAGAUCGUCAACGACAGCGCUCGGCUCUACUCCGAGCUUCGGGUCUGGGGGUGCAUCUACUACAUUCCGCCGCAGUAUGCCGCCAUGGCAACACAAUACCUCGAUUUCAGAGAGAAAGACGGCUACACGAUCCACAAGAUCCACUUCAACGUGACAGACCCCUGUGGCCACGAAGACGUGUUGCAGGGCUUGCCGUGCGAAAACGGCCGGUACAUCGUCGAGUCGAUGAUCUACAUCGGAACGGUCGAUAACGAGUCGUUUGUGGGGCCCGAGGACUCCGACGCGACGGCAAAGGUGAUCCACAAGUCUGCCGGCGAGUCCGGGCCCAACGACGAGUAUCUGCUUCUGUUGCAUCGCGAGGUCGAAAAGAUGGGCGGCGAUCCAUAUCUGGAAGACCUGGUGAGUCACCUCGGCCGGCUGGAGUAG